AUGGAAAGCAACGGCGAGCCCCCCAACAAGGCCGCCGCGCUCGCCCCCGCGGCCGUCCCCGGCGCCGCCGCCGCGGUCCCUGGAGGCGGCGUGGAUUUCUUGAGCCGCCUCCCCGACCACCUCCUCGUCGACAUCCUCCUCCGCCUCCGCACCAAGGAAGCCGUCGCGACGAGCGUCCUCUCCCGGAGAUGGCGCGGCGUAUGGCCCCAGCUUCCCCACCUCUUCUUCGACGGCGUACACCCCUCCGUGCCCGCCCGUGCCCUCGCGGCCUACGAGGCCCUCGCCGCCCCAGAGGCGCACGACAUCCAGAGCCUCGCCGUCUCGCCCUACCAGGUGGACGCGCGGGAGACCUUCGCCUGGCUUUCCCUCGCCGCGCCCCUCCUCUGCGGCCGGCUCCACCUCGACGACAGCCGCGCCGUGUCGGACGAAAUGGAAGAGCUCUUUCGGGGACGACGACCACGGCACGACGGCGAGGCGUCCGAGAUGCCCUGCUUCAGGAGAGCCACAGAGAUUCGACUUCGCCUCGGGUUUCUUACCCUGGAGCUGCCACGGGUCGGCGUCUUCGACGCGCUUAGGCUGAUGCGGUUGCAGAACUUCCAGUCCCGGGGCCAGUUUCUCAUCAGCGACACCAUGCUCCCGUCCUUGCAAGAACUAACCAUGAGCAGCGUCCGUGACAUGAACGUGCUGACGCUCAACUCCAAGUCUCUGGUAUCUAUUGAUCUGUCCUAUCUCAUGGGGCUUGAGCGUCUCCACAUCACGGCUCCAGGGCUCCAUCAGCUAGAUGUGGUACGCUGCUUCUAUGAUUCUCUCAAACCAGUUGCCAGCAUUACUGCAGAGAGAUUAGAGGUGUUCAGGUGGAAUGGGCCUUAUGAUCUAGAGUCUGUCCACCUCGGAGAGAUGCCAUGCCUCCAGACGCUCGGAGCACCUCCUAUCGACACACAUCGUUGGCGAGGUAGUUUUCAGAUGGCUCAGAUAUGUGCAGGGUUUCUUGGUCGCUUUGCAGCAGUUCACCACCUUGAGCUUGAGAUGACUCUUGGUGUGAGUGCCUUUUCUUCCUCUUGGAUACAAUUAUUUUUACGGUCUCCUCUUGGACUUAAACUGUGCAAUGUUAUUCAUGAGCAUAAAUUAUUCUCUCCUUGAAUAAUAUCGAUCAGUGUGCCAUUGAGAUAAAAUUGUAUUGUAACGAGGCAAGAUCAUACGUAUCUUUUCAUUGAUAGAAGGAGUGUGAGAAAUUACAAUCGGGUGGGGAAGUACAUCAAACGACACGUGCACAAGAUGGUUAAGUAACUGUUGACUAGUAUGGAAGUGCACAAGCAUAAUUAGAGCAGGAAAGCAGAAAAUAGGAGUUCCGAAAUAGCAUU
Molecule: messenger RNA, 1361 nt
Organism: Triticum dicoccoides
Lineage: Eukaryota; Viridiplantae; Streptophyta; Magnoliopsida; Poales; Poaceae
Product: putative F-box/FBD/LRR-repeat protein At4g03220
Exons: 2
Coding region: 1-1140 (379 amino acids)
Molecular function (GO): protein binding
Source: RefSeq, a predicted model, not a curated record